This is a messenger RNA of Coniosporium apollinis CBS 100218, 417 nucleotides long. RefSeq lists its product as uncharacterized. The transcript is spliced from 3 exons. The coding region runs from base 1 to 417 and encodes 138 amino acids. NCBI's taxonomy places the organism in Eukaryota, Fungi, Ascomycota, Dothideomycetes. The record is from RefSeq and is a predicted model, not a curated record.
AUGGCCUCGGGAAACCCAACUAUGCAGCUCGACCCCAAAUACGACGACUACGAUUUCCCUACCACGAGCCCCACACCACAAAGCGGUCACCCUGGCCAUACUACCCCCGAGCAAGAUGCGGCGGUGCACCAGCUACGAAUGAUGCUGGAGCAGGCGGGGUAUACCAAGAACCUUGAUACAUUGACCAUGCUGCGGUUCCUGCGCGCGCGGAAAUUCAACGUGGAGCUUGCGAAGCAAAUGUUCACCGACUGCGAGAAGUGGAGAAAGGAGUUCGGCGGCGGUGUAGACCGCCUCGUGCAGACAUUCGAGUACACCGAGAAACCCAAGGUGUUGGAAUACUACACGCAAUACUACCACAAGACGGACAAGGCACGCCUCCUUCCCUCCCCAACUCUCUCACUCCUACCCCGUUCCUAA